Messenger RNA from Saccoglossus kowalevskii, 1934 nucleotides. RefSeq names its product growth arrest and DNA-damage-inducible, alpha-like (gene gadd45a-like). Gene Ontology annotation, cellular component: cytoplasm; nucleus. NCBI's taxonomy places the organism in Eukaryota, Metazoa, Hemichordata, Enteropneusta, Harrimaniidae. Gene Ontology annotation, biological process: regulation of cell cycle. The record is from RefSeq and is marked provisional.
GAAAAACGUUUUUGCCCACGUUGCAAAUUCCAGCAUGAAAUAAACCACGGAGCGAGUAACAGUGUAUUAGUUUGUUCCUCAAAUUUCUUCUUUCGCAAACGGAUUGCGACUGCUAGCGAACACGGAUUACACAAAAUGACACUCGAAGACGGCGAACAAACACAACAGCAUCGCACAGAUAAUUCUCAGAUGGAUAUCGCUGAAGCACUCUCCCACGUUUUGGGGAAGGCCAAUGAAGAGGACAGACUUACAAAGGGAAUUUACGAGUGCGCGACAUUGCUCGGAAAAGACCCGGAGAGUGUUUUUCUAUGUCUGUUGACUGAUAACUGUACUGGCGAUGUAGCGUUGCAUAUGCAUUUCACGUUGAUGAAAGCCUAUUGCUGGGAGAACGAAAUACGACUGAUGCUGAUUGAAGAUUAUGAAAACCUUGUCAAGUUGCUUAGCAACAACAAUAGUGCAACGGGUGCUGCUGCCCUGGACAAUGGCGAAGCUACUGUGGACAACGUUGAAGAUACCGUGGACAAUGCUGAAGCUCCCAUGGACAACACCCAAGCUACAGUUGAAAAAGAGGGCAUCGAACAGAUCACCAGCGAUGCGACGAAGUUAUGCUGCUUGAUUGUUCAAUAUCCAUCGGCUGCAGAGAAAGAUGUCGCCAUGGAUACAGUCUUACAACAUUACACAACUAUGCUAAAUGUGACACCGUAUCCCGCUGUUACUCUCGGAAAAUGAAGACAGGCAAUACGAAAAUAAGGCUGCCACUGUUGCUAAGUAACCUGGCCACCUCUAGGUAUAACCGACUGUUGCCAUGGCCGUUGCUUCACUUGUGACCUGCCAGAUCAGUCCCAAAUGUGCUGCCAUUGUCUCGUGUACAAGCACGCAAAAUGAUCCGGUCUAUUCACGCACAUCUAAGAAAAUGACGACAGAUAGAAGAUUUUAUAUGGCUGUACAAUCAUCUCGGCUACUAAUCAUUAAUUCUGAGUCAUUAUUUAUGCAGAAAUUCUUUUUUUGUCAGUGCAUUUAGAAUGCACAUGAAGAACAAAAAAACACAUUAAAAUGAAGAAAAAGAAAGUGGUGAGAAAAAACAAUGUAUAGUCGUGAAAAAAAAACCUGCUUAAAAACAAAACAAAAAAACACUGUCUCUUUAGGAUUAAGAGUCAAUGUACAAGGCUUUGUGAUGACUGAAAACUAAAAUGCACUCAAUAAGUCACAAUAAAAUGGGAAUGAAGUAAUAAUGAAUGUCAAAAUUUGAUGAUCCAGUAUGAUUUGGAGAAAACUUUAACAUUCAAAUAUGAAACGUUUAGUCAUAAACACCUCAGCUGUCUUUACAAAUUUAUCAGGGAAGUCCAUAUUUUAUCGAUAUUUUCAUUAGUGUAUGCAUAUAUUCAGGACAUUUUACAUAUACAUUCUUUUCUUCGAUCAAAUACUGUAAACAGUCAACAUUUCGCUGUUAACUGUUGUCAAAUUUCUCCAUCAGGCAUAUUGAUGGAAGUUCAGGUGUUUUGGGAAAUUUGUGUUUUGCAAAAUUAGAGGUAGUUAUAGUUGGGUGCGUUCUUGUUUAACUCAGUAUUAGUAACUUUGAAGGCUUUGUAUUUAUUGUUUUUAAAGUUUUUUCCAAUAACAGUUUUAUCUUGUAACAUCUUUCUUGCUGUGCAUCGAAGGUGUGUAUAUUAAUAUAACAAUAAAUAUUUGUUUUAAUUUAUUACACAUUUAAUAUGUGUAUCAAGGAAUGUUGUCAUCAUCCAAUCAGAGCUUGGUGAAAGUCUCAAUCUGGUGCUGCCCUUCCCCCUGGAUAUGAGGGGAGAAAUCAUGUUCUGAUAAACUUUAGUAAAUUGUAUCAAUUUCAUAGUUCUCAAUAUAUUUUGUGUGUCUAUAAAGUAUUUAAAUUAUUUUAACUUUUGACAAUUUUAACAAUAAACUUGUAAUUUCAUACUGAA